CCGAACUUUUCAAUAUUCCACACUCAACAAUGCGCGGGGAAAUACUUGUAAUCGCCGCGUUCUGUGCCCUCUGGACGACUUCUCACGCCAGACACCACCACCGCGAACCGGCCAAACCUGCGCCAUUUCCAAACCCACCGAUCCCAGAAGAACCAUCGCCCAGCCAUUACGACACCGAAAUCCUAUUCAUCCCGUCCCGCAUCCUCGAAUCCCUCAUAGAAUCGAACGUUAUACCGCCUUCAGCGCCUCUACCCAUCACCCAGUUCCCCCAGGGCCCUCUCCCCGGCAUGCUGGGCGUGCUGCCGAUGCUGUUCCCGCCCGCCGAGCGGCUGCCGGUGGAGGAGUGGCGCCCCAGGAAGCCGAAGAAGUCGCGCAAGAGGUGCAGCUGCCCGGCGGUAGAGCGGCCGGUGUGCGGCAGCGACGGGCUCACCUACGGCAACGAGUGCGAGCUGCGGUGCGCCCGGAGGCUCGGCCUGCGCGUGGAGAUGGUGCGGACGGGCGAGUGCGGAGCGCCGCCGGAGGAGGCCUCGAUGUCGAGCUCGUCGUCGGAGGAGCCGGCGGAUGCGCCGAACGAGGCCUCGAUGGAGGAUUACUCCGAGAGUUCGUCGUCCAGCUCGGAGGAGGGCGGUACCGUCGAGCUGGUGUACGAUGAGAUCCCCAUGCGGACGGGGUUUUUGGUGUAGGGUGAUUGUAUGAGGGAGGAAUAAAGAUAUGUAAUAGAAA
Molecule: messenger RNA, 723 nt
Organism: Phyllotreta striolata
Lineage: Eukaryota; Metazoa; Arthropoda; Insecta; Coleoptera; Chrysomelidae
Source: the annotation of a GenBank genome assembly